Strongylus vulgaris is the source of this 228-nucleotide messenger RNA. NCBI's taxonomy places the organism in Eukaryota, Metazoa, Nematoda, Chromadorea, Rhabditida, Strongylidae. The record is from the annotation of a GenBank genome assembly.
AGGCAUCUAACUCCGGAGCAGCUUGAAAUGGCGACAUUGCAACUGUAUGAGCGAGGUGGUUAUAGUCCCAGAUAUGGCGACAUUAACGACACAAUGCCAGGUAUUGAGAUUCUGGAUGAGGAUGCUGAUAUGAAAGAUUUACUAGAGAGAAGAAGAGAGCAUCGAAAACAACCUGCUGGUAUAACGGUAGGUUUAUGCAUGCAUCCUUUCCGAAUCAUGAAAUUAUGA